CCAGGUUUCCUGCAUUUUGCCGCCAUGUUGACGUUGAUGUUGUACGCUGUUGUUGCUGCUAGUGUCGUCUGCUUGACUGGCGCCAACCCCUUCCCCAAGACCAGAGACGACCGAGAUCCGUCCUACUGGAACACCGAGGCGGACCAGGAGCUCCAGGACGCUAUAAAGCUGCAGAAGACGCUGGGCGUGGCCAGGAACGUGAUCCUGUUUCUAGGCGACGGGAUGGGAAUCCCGUCCAUCACCACCGCCAGGAUACUGCACGGGCAGAUGAACCAACACAGCGGGGAGGAGUCGACCAUCGCUUUUGACAACUUCCCCCACGUCGCACUUUCUCGGACGUACUCGGUCGACCACCAAACCCCAGACUCUGCUGGCACCGCCACAGCCUUUCUCACCGGAGUGAAAACCAACUCGUAUAUGAUUGGUCAGAACGCCUACACGCAAAAAGGGAAUUGCAGUUCCGCAGCGGGCAACGAAUUAUUAACCAUUCUCGAUUGGUCUCUCGCCAAAGGUAAAUCUACAGGUGUGGUGACUACUACACGCAUCACGCACGCCACGCCCGGUGCGUCGUACGCACACUCCGCCCACCGGGACUGGGAAGGCGACUCUAUGAUGGUCAACGAGACCGGACACUGCGUGGACAUCGCCAAACAACUUGUCUUCAACAACAGCGACAUUCAGGAGUGGAUCGACAAACAGAAGGAAAAAGGUCGCAAGUAUAAAUACGUAUGGAACCAUACUGAAUUCGACAACAUAGACCCAUCAUCCACCGACUAUGUCCUCGGUCUGUUUAACCAAGAUCACAUGCAGUACGAACUGGACCGGAAGUUGGAUAAAGCUGGUGAACCGUCCCUGGCUCAAAUGACGGCGAAGGCCAUACAGGUCCUCAAGAAGAACGCAAACGGAUUCUUCAUGCUUGUAGAAGGAGGACGAAUAGACCACGGACACCACAACAGCGAAGCUGUGUACGCUAUUCAUGACACUGUGGCCUUCGCAGACGCUGUUGCCAAGGCGGUAGAGAUGACGUCACAGACGGACACGCUGAUUAUCGUCACCGCCGACCACUCACACACGUUCAGUUUUGGGGGAUACCCGUCAAGAGGAAAUCCCAUUUUCGGAGUGGUCGACAAUGCGUUGGAUAACAACAACCACACGUUCACAACUCUGGCGUACGCCAACGGCCCCGGAUACAGUACCCAACAUAACGCCAAUCUCACCAAUGACGUUGUAGAGAACAAGACGUAUCACCAGAGUGCGGGCGUGCCGCUGAGUUACGAGACUCACGGAGGCGAGGACGUGGCCAUCUACGCACGCGGCCCCAUGUCGCACCUCUUCCACGGGGUUCACCAGCAGAACUACAUCGCCCACGUCAUGGCCUUCGCGUCUUGCGUCGGGGAGUACGCAGACGACAAAAAGUGCGUCAAGUCACUCGUGCCACCCACAUCCGGUGUGUCAAGGGAACGGGUGACAGCGUGGUGGUUACUGACUGUAGUUGUGGUGUGUUUGUUGAGUCGGCCAUUUUAAUAAAAAAAUAAAAAAAAUGGGGGGGGGGGGGGGGGGGGGUUAAAGAGACUGUCAAGAGUUGGUGGUCAUUGUAAGAUAUUUCCGACUUGGAUACCUUUUUCAUGACUGAAAUGACUGAACAUUAUAGUGUUUUGCCUAGCUUGUUUCAGCAUGGACGGCACCACCUUGCCUUAAUCAGCUUGUUUUAGCAUGGUUCGGCACCAUGCCUCAGUAGUCUAGCGCCAUCUUGCCUUAAUCAGCGCCAUGCUGUUCUGAGAUUAAACAAGUCUUUUUAUAAAGCUGUCUUUAGAAAACUCUCAGAAAUACAUUUUAAUUAAUAAAAUAUGCCUUUUA
This is a messenger RNA of Gigantopelta aegis, 1857 nucleotides long. RefSeq names its product alkaline phosphatase, tissue-nonspecific isozyme-like. The record is from RefSeq and is a predicted model, not a curated record. The transcript is spliced from 9 exons. Lineage: Eukaryota; Metazoa; Mollusca; Gastropoda; Neomphalida; Peltospiridae. Gene Ontology annotation, molecular function: alkaline phosphatase activity. The coding region runs from base 25 to 1524 and encodes 499 amino acids. Gene Ontology annotation, biological process: dephosphorylation.